This is a messenger RNA of Austrofundulus limnaeus, 462 nucleotides long. RefSeq lists its product as uncharacterized. The record is from RefSeq and is a predicted model, not a curated record. NCBI's taxonomy places the organism in Eukaryota, Metazoa, Chordata, Actinopteri, Cyprinodontiformes, Rivulidae.
UUGUUGAUGGCAUGGAUCAUAAAGCCUCCGGGGAGGUUACUCGUCACUUGCAACGUCUGAACAAACUGCAAGCACAUCACAAUGCCUGUGAAAAGCGCUAUGAGGAGGCUAACUCAAAGAGGAGGAUUGAAGAGAAGGAGAAAACGACUAUUUUACAUCGUCAAAUCACACAGGAUGCACCAGUUCCUGGAGAUGAACUAGAGGCCACAGAACAGCAGCCUGCCCAGAAGCAAGGCAUGAAACGAGCAGCUUCAAAGGCUAAUGAAAGACAAGAUACCUCAAAGUUCAUGGCAAAAGAAGAAAGUACAGAAGGUAUUGAGGAUGCACCAGUUCCUGGAGAUGAGCCAGGGAUUGCCAAACAAAAGCCUGCCCGUAAGCGAAGUGUAAAACGAGCAGCUUCAAAAACUCCUGAAAGAUGGGACACAUCAAAGCAGCUCCUAAGAGAAGAACAAAGUGAAGGAG